AUGAGUUGGAGAGCGAAUCCUACGAGGAUUCAUUCCAAUGUCAAGCCUGUACUCAGAUGGAAAGUAUACCCGCUUCCCAUCCGAGCAUAUCGACGGGUCUCCCUCUUUGAUCGGCAAAUGGCCUGGUCGCGUCGAUGCUCAUCACAAUGGACGUCGAACCCGACAGUGUUCCCAACCUUCGAUUUGCGGCUGUUAGAUCCAUCCCUCAAAUAUGAAGAGCUUGCAACAAGGGGUGAUGUGUCCAAGGAGAUAUGCACAUAUUCGGUCGAGGAAGGAGAUGUGCUGAAUGACCGAUAUCACAUCCUACACCAAAUAGGCUGCGGCCCUACUUCAACUGUUUGGUUUGCUGUCGACAUGUUGGAUCCAAGAAUGGUCGUGUUGAAGAUCUACGUGGUGGACUAUAUGCUCAAUACAUAUGGAAGAAUUCACCCACCAAAGUUGUACAAUCAGCUCGAGUGCCCACUUUACGAAGUGAGCGAUCGAUUUACAAUGAAGGGCCCUCAAGGUUCUCAUAUUUGUGUUGUCCACGAGGCGCCCUCAAUGGACCCCGAACAAGUGCAUGCGGGGGACCACCAUGACCUCGGAUUGAUCAGAUCUACAAUGAAGCAAAUGCUCAUCAUGUUGGACUUUUUACAUACUGAUUGUUAUCUGACAGCUCGUAUAUCACCUAAUGAUCCUCCUGAUGGGCAGUCUGCUAAUUCUGUCGCAGGUAUAGACCCGAAUAAGCAUCUGGAUGCUAACACCGAUCGCGCACGGGUUGCUGGGCCCAGCAAUGGCCAGCCCAUUACCCCGAUCAUUCUUCCAGGCGAUGGUGUUCCCCUCACCUUCCAUUUUCCAGACGAGGACAAGUCCGACAUCGCCGAAAACCAUUCCAGGUCCCCGGAAGAGAUCCUAAAGUCGAAGGUAACCUACAAGACCGAUAUUUGGGCCAUUGGAAUGACUGCAUGGAGAUCUACCAAUUUCCAAGAGAUGAUCAACGGAAGGAACUCAAAUGGAGCCUUCGAUGACCGAGUUCACGUCGCAGAGCUGGUUGCUCUACUUGGUCCUCCUCCAGCAGCAUUCCGCGAGAAUGUGAGACUCGGGUCCAUGUUCUGGGACGGAGAGGGGAAUUGGACGGGCCAAGCUCCCAUACCAAACCGGAGCCUGGAGAGUCUGACAUCUAGCGAUGGUGCCAGCGAAGAGGCGGAGGGAUUCCUAAAGUGGAUAAAAAAUGCCCUGCAAUGGGAUCCUGACGACCGACCGACGGCACUCGGUCUGUUGCGCCAUGAUUGGAUGUCCCAGACGACCAAGCCUGUGAAGGGAGAAGACACAGAGGUAUCCAUAGAGGGCGGCUAA
Penicillium bovifimosum is the source of this 1335-nucleotide messenger RNA. RefSeq lists its product as uncharacterized. Lineage: Eukaryota; Fungi; Ascomycota; Eurotiomycetes; Eurotiales; Aspergillaceae. The coding region runs from base 1 to 1335 and encodes 444 amino acids. The transcript has 3 exons. Gene Ontology annotation, molecular function: protein kinase activity; ATP binding. The record is from RefSeq and is a predicted model, not a curated record. Gene Ontology annotation, biological process: regulation of mRNA processing; spliceosomal complex assembly; protein phosphorylation.